UGCAAAUUUUAAAAGCUCCUGCAAGAUAUUUAUAAAGCCAAAACGUAGAUCUAGAUCCAAAAUCUCCACACUAACAGCCCCGACAAGUGAAAUCGCCUGCAGUUGUAAUCUUUAGUGCGUGCGAAGUGUCCUUUCAUACCAAGAGAAGCAUCAAAAAGUUUUCUCUUCUAGUCAUUUAGCUCCAUUCAUCAUUCCAGGGACAUACUUGUUUAUCAUUUUCACCUUCGCUUCGCCAGUACUUGCUAGACCUCUCAGACUUCCUUCCGAAGUUCGUUUCCCUUCCAGACAUCGGAGUUCAAGUUUUAUACCUUUCUUUCCGUCGGAAACAGGAUGGCAGCCGCUAACCAGCAUGUCGCGGAACACUUGGACCGCCAGGUCCGCGCCCAAGCGGAAGCCGGGAUUGGUUUCCCCACGGCGGCUCAGCAGCAGCAGUUAGACAACUCGCUGCAGGACAUUCGUGAGAAAUGUGAUAGCAAGCAGUUUCUCUACAUGCAGUCCCUGUUCGAGUCGGGUCGUCUCCACCAUGCUAUGUCCGGCGACGUCAUGAAAAUCGCGCCCACCGAAGCUUACGCGGCGGUGCGGGUUGUCGGCAUUUUGGGAAACCGGGAGACGACUACGGGCCAGAAACAGGUGACCGAGAAACUCACCGGGAGUUUGAAGGUCGGGGUGGCGGCCGAUACUCUCCCGAAGGAAAAAGUCUAUGAAAUUUUCAAUGAACAGUGGAAGUUGGCGCUGGACCCCACCUGCCUGCCGGUGGUGGACGCCCUGCCGGCGAAUACUUUUCGGGCGCGUCGUUAUAACGCGGCGAUCGUGAGUGAACUCGGUCCGGCUUUUCAAACGGCGAUCGCCGGAGAAAUCCGCGCCCUGAAGUCGUUGGAGGUUCUGCAGGAGAAAAUCGAUAAGCAGGAGAAGAAAUUGCAGGAGGUAAUUACUGCUACCAAUAACAUGAACAAGCGCCGCCUCACUUUGGCGGAUGCUGAUGAUAAGGCCAAGCGCUUGAAGAAUAAGGGCGACGGAAAAGGUAGAGCCAUGGUAUGCUUAAAGUGGAUGCAGGGCCAGUGUUCCAAAUCUGGCCCCUGCCCCGACAAGCAGCAGCACGGGGGGGAUCUCGAUAAGUUGUCCUUUCUGAACAAGAGAUUUCUUAACUCCCGCCUUUCUGGUGAGGAAUUGUUGAAGCUCUCGAAACAACAGCCAUAGAUCGAGCCCUUUUGUAUGUUGUACUUAGACUAUAUCGCGAUCGGGUUUUUAAUCUUGAAGUUAGUAUUUUGGUAGUAAGGUUCUCGAGCAUCAGAAGCCGCUCGCAUUUAUGCAGUGGCACGCUGAUUCAGACACGCAGUCGAAUCUUUGACACCAAGAAAAUUGAAUGAUGGACAAGCAGUACACCACGAUAUGCAAACAUCCUGCCCGCCCCAUUGUAACGAAAUUAAAACAAUUUAGAAAGGAAUGCUAGCUCCAAGGAGCGUACCUAAAACCAGGGCUAUAGGGUAUGGACGCAAGACGAUAAUGAACUAGAUGAAGAGCAGAGCCACGCGCCUGAUUAGAGGACACAUGUCAGGUAGCCGGCCCCUGGCAAAUUCCGCCACUGAUUUCCCGCCUAAAAAAAUCUAAAUCCUAGCAAAGACCCGGCGCAGUUCCGUCGUGCUCUUCCUUUGGAAGUCGUGGCAGUGUGUGGAGAAAGGGCGCCCCCCUCGGGGCAUGUGGUCGGCCGCAGUCUUGUUCGUUCUGUUUCUCCGAAGGCCUCCGCUUUUUUUUUGUAUCCGCCCCCGCAAUGUUG
Molecule: messenger RNA, 1774 nt
Organism: Amoebophrya sp. A120
Lineage: Eukaryota; Dinophyceae; Syndiniales; Amoebophryaceae
Source: the annotation of a GenBank genome assembly